GAUCACAUGGAAAAUGUUUAUGGCUACCUAAUGAAGUAUACCAACCUUGUCACUGGGUGGCAGUACAGGUUUUUUGUUUUAAACAAUGAAGCUGGGUUAUUGGAGUACUUUGUGAACGAACAGUCUAGAAAUCAAAAACCCAGAGGUACUUUGCAGCUUGCAGGAGCUGUGAUAUCACCCAGUGAUGAGGACUCUCAUACCUUCACUGUAAAUGCUGCCAGUGGGGAACAGUAUAAACUCAGAGCCACAGAUGCUAAAGAGCGACAACAUUGGGUUAGCAGACUUUAGAUAUGUAUACAACAUCACACUGAAGCUAUUGGUAAGAAUAAUCCUCCUCUGAAAUCACGGAGCUUCUCGCUUGCAUCUAGUGGCAAUUCUCCUAUAUCCCAGAGGAGACCAAGUCAAAAUGCCAUUUCUUUUUUUAAUGUUGGCCAUUCCAAACUACAAUCAGUGAGCAAAAGAGCUCACUUACCUCCAGACCAUCUUGUGGAAGUCAGAGAAAUGAUGUCUCAUGCUGAAGGACAACAAAGAGACUUAAUUAGACGAAUUGAAUGCCUUCCUGCUUCUGGUCAUCUUAGUUUCUUGGACCAGGAUCUCUUAAUGCUCAAAGCUACUUCCAUGGCAACUAUGAACUGCUUAAACGACUGCUUUCAUAUUCUCCAGUUGCAGCAUGCAUCACAUCAGAAGGGCUCAUUGACUUCAGGAACGACAAUCGAGUGGUUAGAACCAAAGAUACCUUUACCAAACCACUAUAAAAAUGGAGCUGACCAGGCCUUUGCAACUGAGCAGAGUAAGCCAGUGGCAGUCUCAGAAGAGCAGUGUGUUCCAGAAUCUGGGCUAUUAGCAAGGGAACCUGAAGAAGUAAAUGCAGAUGAUGAGGUAGAGGAUGCAUGUGACAAUAAGGAGGGUGACCUGGGAGCCGUGGAAGAGCAACGCAGUGUAAUCCUGCAUCUCUUGUCACAGCUUAAGCUGGGCAUGGACUUAACAAGAGUGGUGCUUCCUACAUUUAUCCUAGAGAAGCGUUGCUUGCUGGAAAUGUAUGCAGACUUAAUGUCUCAUCCAGACCUGUUUAUAGCCAUCACCAAUGGAGCCAUGGCUGAGGACAGAAUGAUUCAUUUUGUUGAGUACUACCUUACCUCAUUUCAUGAAGGCCGAAAGGGAGCCAUUGCUAAGAAACCGUACAAUCCUAUUAUUGGAGAAACAUUUCACUGUUCUUGGAGGAUGCCGAAAAGUGAGGUAGCCUCCAGUGUUACGAGCAGCUCUUCUACCCAGGCAGUCACAAAUCAUGCUUCUCUAUCAGAGGAGGCUUUGAGCCAGGUGGGAUCAGACUGUUACGCAGUCAGAUUUGUUGCUGAGCAGGUUUCCCAUCAUCCUCCAGUCUCAGAAUUUUAUGCAGAAUGUGCUGAGAGGAAAAUAUGUGUGAAUGCACAUGUCUGGGCUAAGAGCAAAUUCUUAGGCAUGUCAAUAGGUGUGACAAUGAUUGGAGAAGGUGUCCUCAGUCGGUUGGAACAUGGAGAAGAGUAUACCUUUUCCCUACCCUGUGCAUAUGCCCGGUCAAUUUUAACUGUUCCUUGGGUGGAAUUGGGUGGCAAAGUCAGUGUCAACUGUGCAAAAACUGGGUAUUCAGCCAGCAUCACUUUUCAUACUAAGCCAUUUUAUGGUGGCAAACUGCACAGGGUCACAGGUGAAGUAAAACAUAAUCUCAUCAACACUGUGGUAUGCAGAGUGCAAGGGGAAUGGAAUAGUGUUUUUGAGUUCACUUAUAACAGUGGAGACACCAAGUGUGUGGACUUGACUAAGUUUGCAGUGACGAAGAAAAGAGUAAGACCUCUGGAGAAGCAAGAUCCAUUUGAAUCCAGGCGAUUAUGGAAAGACGUGACAUAUUCUCUGAGGGAAUCUGAAAUUGAUAAGGCUACAGAGCAUAAACAUACCCUGGAGGAAUGUCAGAGGACUGAAGAAAGGCAUCGUACUGAAACAGACACACCCUGGAAAACGAAAUAUUUUAUUAAAGAGAAUGGAAUCAUUGCACUGAGUGACCUGCUUCCUGAUUGCACAGACUGAGACUAGCUCAGCAUGAUGUACCUGGUAGCGCACUGCAGGACUGCGGCAAGACCAAAGUGUUGGAGAAGCACGAUGGCCCUCUCACCAACAUGUUCCUGUGAUGUGAG
Messenger RNA from Manis javanica (Malayan pangolin), 2168 nucleotides. Lineage: Eukaryota; Metazoa; Chordata; Mammalia; Pholidota; Manidae. The record is from RefSeq and is a predicted model, not a curated record.